Messenger RNA from Sorghum bicolor (sorghum), 1062 nucleotides. RefSeq lists its product as uncharacterized. The transcript has 2 exons. NCBI's taxonomy places the organism in Eukaryota, Viridiplantae, Streptophyta, Magnoliopsida, Poales, Poaceae. The record is from RefSeq and is a predicted model, not a curated record. The coding region runs from base 1 to 1062 and encodes 353 amino acids.
AUGACAGGAGCAGAGGCUCAGGCAAGUGCAAGCGCAACAGAGGGAGCAAGUGUCUUGAGAAAGAAUUCAGAUGAUGUGGGAUGGGAGUUUGGGGUUCUUGUUAAUCCAAGCAACAAGGACAAUGUGAAGUGCCUACUCUGUGACAAGCAAAUGUUUGGAGGGGUUUAUCGGUUGAAGCAGCAUAUUGCCCAUGAAGGAAAGAAUGCCAAGAAAUGUCUAGGCACGAAGACCACCAAAGAGAAGUUAAAGGAGGCUCAAGAAAAAUGCAAGAAAGCAUUAGAUGAAGCAAAAAGGAAGAGGAAGGAGAAACUUGUUCAUGAGCUGGAACUUAGAGAGGAAGUCCAUGCAUCUGCAUCUAGGGUUGGAGGGUCAGAGGAAGUCACUUGUAUUGGAAGUUCAGAGCCUCACAAAUUAGGCCCCAUUAACAAAUGGACAAAAGCUAUUGAUCCUACAGCAACCAAAUCUGAAUCUUUGACUCAACAGAAGCUGAACAAGGAACUUUGGAAAGAAAGAUUACAUGAGUACUGCACUAAUUUUGUAACAUUGGCAGCAAUACCAUUCAAUGCUUGUGACAAAGAUGAGUUCAAGCAAAUGUGUGAAGCAAUUGGACAAUUUGGGCCCGGAAUUGAACCUCCAACUAUGUUUGACAUGAGAGGGAGAUUGCUAGAAGAAGAAUAUGCAAGAACCAAGAGUUUGCUGCAAGAACGUGAAGCCGAGAAGAUGAAGAAUGGGUGCUCUAUUAUGACCGUUGCUUGGUCAGAUAAGAAGAGGAGAAGCAUAAUGAAUGUGUGCACUAAUUGUGCUGAUGGAACCAGUUUUAUUUCCUCAAAAGAGAUGUCAGAUGUGUCACACACAAGUGAAGUCAUAUUUGAACUAGUGGACAAAGCAAUUGAGUUAGUUGGUGACUAUGAUGUGGUGCAAGUUGUGACUGACAAUGCUUCUAACAACAUCGGAGCAAAGAAGCUGCUGCAUGAGAAGAGACCACAGAUCUUUUGGACCUCUUGUGCAGCUCACACAAUCAACUUGAUGCUCCAAGGAAUUGGCAACAUUCCUCGAUUAUAG